Molecule: messenger RNA, 922 nt
Organism: Ectocarpus siliculosus
Lineage: Eukaryota; Phaeophyceae; Ectocarpales; Ectocarpaceae
Source: the annotation of a GenBank genome assembly
AUGUUGCCGUCUUACUUCAUGACGACUGCAGCCGCGUUGUGCGCGCUGCUCCCCGAGGUUACGGGUUUCCUGGCACCGAGUGCAUUCAUGGGAUCCAACACGGCACCAACAGCAGCAGCACGGGCUGCUGCCGCCUCAAGCAGCCGAGUUCCCGCGCUUAGGAUGGCAGAGGAGGCCGCUGCCGGGGAAGGCGAGGAAGCACCGGCGCCGACUGCGUCCGACAUCAGCAAGGGCAUCGCCCACCCGGAGGCCAUCUUCACGGUGCCCGAGAACAUCCUCAAGGUGCUGCCGCACCGGUACCCGUUCGCCCUUGUGGACAAGGUCUUGCACUUCGUUCCCGGCAAGAGCAUCAUCGGCAUCAAGUGCAUCACCAACAACGAGCCCCAGUUCACCGGCCACUUCCCGGACCUGCCCAUCAUGCCGGGAGUCCUGCAGGUUGAGGCCAUGGCGCAGCUCGGGGGGUUGAUUUGCCUCCAGGAGCCGUGCAGCGAUGGUCAAGGAACGUUCUUUUUCGCGGGUGUGGAUGGGGUAAAAUGGCGCAAGCCCGUGGUGCCGGGAGACGUCCUCGUCAUGGAGAUGGAGCUGGUCAAGUGGAAGCCUAGGUUUGGUCUGGCGAAGAUGACCGGGAAGGCCUACGUCGACGGAGUGCUUGCACUAGACGUGAAAGAGUUUACCUUCGCCUUGGCAAAGUCGUAGAUAGAUAUAUAGUAUGUACUCGUAGAACAGCUCUUGGUUUGUUUUUGGGUGGGCGGGGCGUCAGAAGGGGGCGCGCUGCUAUAGCGCCCUCGGCCUUCCUGGGUUGUUACACACGAGUAGUGAAGUCGAGAUUUUCGUAGGGUGUGUUUGUUGAGUCGUGCUUCGAAGCGAUUUUUGCAGUCCAACGUCGUCUUACAGAUUUUUAAGGUGCACAUGCGUAUGAUAU